This is a messenger RNA of Strongyloides ratti, 3039 nucleotides long. RefSeq names its product Adenylyl cyclase V. Gene Ontology annotation, biological process: adenylate cyclase-activating G protein-coupled receptor signaling pathway; intracellular signal transduction; adenylate cyclase-inhibiting G protein-coupled receptor signaling pathway. Lineage: Eukaryota; Metazoa; Nematoda; Chromadorea; Rhabditida; Strongyloididae. The transcript has 6 exons. Gene Ontology annotation, cellular component: plasma membrane. The coding region runs from base 1 to 3039 and encodes 1012 amino acids. Gene Ontology annotation, molecular function: adenylate cyclase activity. The record is from RefSeq and is a predicted model, not a curated record.
AUGUCUCUUUAUUCUAUUCGAUCUUCCAGAACUCCUAAACGUAGUUCCGACAUGGGGUUUCCCAAGGAUAGUUCGGUUCUUGAACCUUUACAAAAUAAUUGGAAUCGUAGUGGUAUAACAGACUCUCAAAUUCUUGAUAAUAUAGAUGAAGAUGUUGAAUCAGAAUCACUAGCAUUUCAAUUAUGUCAUCAUGAUAAUUUAUAUCCUGAAUAUUUUAAACAUAUGAAUGCUGGUAGAAUGAAGCCAGCAUUAACAUGUGUUCUAAUAUUAUGUAUUUUUGGUAUUAUUCUUCAUUCAAUAAAUGAAGAUUGGAUAAAAUUAGCAAUUUUAUCUUCUAUUACAAUUAUUUUAUUUAUUUCAUGCUGUUUGACAAAAUCUAAUGCUUAUGUGAUCUCAAUUUUAAUAGUUAUUACUAGUGGAAUACUGUUGGGAACAAUACCAAUAUUGCUUCAUUCUUCUUCUGUGCUAACAAUAAUUACUGUAGCAACACAUUGUGUUCAUUUUUCGGAUUGGCGUAGUUUAAUUGCAGAAUUUAUUCUAUUGUUAGGAAUGAACAUAAUAGGAAUUUUUGUUUAUUAUCCUAUAGAACUAGUACAAAGAAAAACUUUUCGUGAAACAAGAAGAUGUGUUGAGACUAGAAUGGCAUUAGUUAAAGAAAAUGAAAAACAAGAAAAUAUAUUACUAUCAGUUAUACCAAAACAUAUUGCCUGGGAAAUGAAAAGAGAUUUUGAUGCUAAUGAUGAUACAAGAUUAUUUCAUAAAAUUUAUAUAAGAAAACAUGAAAAUGUUUCAAUAUUAUUUGCUGAUAUUUGUGGUUUUACAAAUUUAGCAUCUGAAUGUUCAGCACAAGAUUUAGUUAGAACAUUAAAUGAAUUAUUUGCAAGAUUUGAUGAAAUAGCUCAUCAAAAUCAUUGUAUGAGAAUUAAAAUAUUAGGUGAUUGUUAUUAUUGUGUAUCAGGUCUUCCUGAUGGUCGUCCUGAUCAUGCUAUAUGUGCUGUACAAAUGGGUCUUGAAAUGAUUGAAGCAAUAAAAUUAGUUAGAGAAUUAUCUGGUGUAAAUGUUAAUAUGCGUGUAGGUAUUCAUACAGGAAAAAUUCAUUGUGGAAUAUUAGGUUUAAAAAAAUGGAUGUUUGAUGUAUGGAGUGAUGAUGUUACAUUGGCAAAUCAUAUGGAAAGUGGUGGAUUACCGGGAAGAAUUCAUAUUACAGAGGCAACAUUAAAUGCAUUAAAUGGUACAUUUAAUGUUGAACUUGGAAAUGGUGAUACAAGAUCAAGUUAUUUAGCUGAUCAUAAAGUUAAAACAUAUUUUGUUAUACCAGAUGAAAAUAAAGUUGUAAUUCCACAUCAACAAACAGUUGCAAAAGCAUCAAAUAAAUGUUUUGAAAUAACAGGAUUUGAUAAACCUGGUAAUCAAAAAAGAGAUAUAUCAAAAGGUAUUGAUGAAGAAGUUGAAAAUUAUUUAAUGCAAGGAAUUAAAGCAAUAAAUAAAGAAUCAUGGAAAUCACAAUAUUGUAAACCAGGAAGUCUCAUAUUUAAAAAAGGAAAAAUGGAAGAUAAAUUUUUAAGAUAUAAAGAAAAUUCAGUAUUAGGUCAAAUUUCAUGUGCACUAACAAUAUUUGCACUUGCAUCAGGGGUUUUAUGUACUGGGGGUUUAUUUAAUGAAAAAGUAGCAACUGCAGGAGCAACAUCAGUUGUAAUUAUUAUAACAAUAGUUGGAUAUAUUAUCCUACGAAAUAUUUUAAAUCGUCAACCAAAACAAUACCAUUUAAGUCGUUUUUAUAAAUUUAUAUUUAUCUUAGGAAUGUUCUUUUUAUCAACAUACUUUAUAUUUUUACAAUUUUUUAUUGAUCCAGUAUCAAGUUGUCAUUUUCGUUGUAUAGAAAAAGAUAAUAAUAAUAAUACAGCAAGUAUUUAUGGUGAUGGAAAAUGUACAUCAAAUGAAAGUUUUGAUCAUCUUCCAAUAGAAAUUAUUUUAGAUUGUACAUUACUUAUUAUGUUAUCAGUUUGUGUAUUUAUGUCAUUACUUGCACUUGAAAAAAUGUUAAUUACAAUAGUUUUGUGUGCAUGUUGUUUGAUUGCUAUUUGGUUUGUACCAUUUCCAGAUUUAAUGAAUUCACAAUUUUUUUUAUGGGCAAAAGUUAAUACAGAAUUAGAUAAAAUGUCAUUAUUUGAAAAGAUGAAUCAGUAUUGUAUUGAUGGUAAUAAUACAGAUAAUUUUUUAAAAUAUUCAUUUACAUUUCUUGUAUUUUUUGCUUUUGUUUUAAUAUCACUUCAAAGUCGACGAUCAGAACUUAUUGCUAGGUAUGAUUUUAUAUGGAAACUUCAAGCUAUUGAUGAAAAAGUAGAAAUGGAAAAGAAACAUCAACAAAAUAGAAAAGUAUUAGAAAAUAUACUUCCUGCACAUGUAGCAAAUCAUUUUUUAACAACACUUCCAACAAAUCGUUCUGAAUUAUAUAGUGAGGCAAGAGAUAAUGCAUGUAUUAUUUUUGCUACAUUAACAGAAUUUAAUAAAUUUUAUAUGGAAUUAGAUGCAAAUAAUGAAGGUGUUGAAUGUCUUAGAUUAUUAAAUGAAAUUAUAGCAGAUUUUGAUGAAAUAUUAAAUCGUGAUGAAUUUAGUUGUAUAGAGAAGAUUAAAACAAUUUCAACAACUUAUAUGGCUGCCAGUGGAUUAUCUGGUAAUUUAAAAGGUAAUCGUCAUAUUGUAGCUGUUGUUAAAUAUGCAAUUGAAUUAUUAAAAAAAAUUGAAUAUAUAAAUCAUCAUUCAUUUAAUAAUUUUAAUUUGAGAAUUGGUAUUAAUGUUGGUCCAGUUGUUGCGGGUGUUAUUGGUAUGGAUAAACCACAUUAUGAUAUAUGGGGAAAUUCUGUUAAUGUAGCUAGUAGAAUGGAUAGUAGUGGAAUUCCUGGAAAAAUUCAAGUAACUGAAGAGGUAAAACAAAUAUUAGAAAAAGAAAAUUUUGAAUUUGAAUGUCGCGGUGAAAUAAAUGUUAAAGGAAAGGGUAUUAUGACAACGUAUUUUUUAAAAGUGUCUCCAGAGCAAUAA